Silurus meridionalis is the source of this 1367-nucleotide messenger RNA. RefSeq names its product transmembrane protein 196. NCBI's taxonomy places the organism in Eukaryota, Metazoa, Chordata, Actinopteri, Siluriformes, Siluridae. The record is from RefSeq and is a predicted model, not a curated record. The transcript is spliced from 4 exons. Bases 258 to 860 code for a protein of 200 amino acids.
ACACCUUCUUAUUGGACUAGCGCUUACACGAGGAAGGGGGUUACACUGGAGAAGAGAUGCGCUCCGAGGUGCACAUGACAGGAGCUGUAUAGCACGCAGGGGGUCUUCAGGAGCGAUCUGCACACACAUCCCAUAGCGAAGCGCUAUACAGGAGUGAGCGCAAGUGAGUGGGAGUGAGAAGAAGUAUGGAUUGAGGUGGGCCAAGCCUGAAGCUGACAGCACUGCUCCAAAGCCACGGGAAGGAUGCCCGAGAAAGGAUGUGCAGUAGUCGGAAGAUCGUGUGCAGUCUGCUGGUGCUGUCCGUGCUGCAGGUGGGGCUCGGAGCGGCCAGCAUCGCGCUCGGGGCCGUGGCCAUCAGCAGAGCGCGGAACGACCACAAGACGCAGCAGGGUCAUGCGUCCCCGGUGUGGAGCGGGGUGUGUUUCCUCGUCUGUGGGCUGUGUGGGAUGCUGUGUGCAAGAAAAAGGACUGGGCUGGUUAUGAUCCUUUUCUCAGCGUGUUGCAUUUGCGGUCUGAUUGGAGGAAUCCUGAACUUUCAGUUUGUGCGAGCGCUGGUGAAGCGUCCUGACGCGGUACGUUCUCUGCACAUGGCUGCAAUGUCUCUGGCCUGCCUGGGGGUCAGCAGCUGCACCCUGUCCACAUGGCUGACCUGCCGGCUGGCCAGCAGUGAGCAGCAACGCAUGUUCCUGGAACGCGAGCACUCGCUGCAUCACUCGCAUGAGAUGGCUGAGAAGGUAGAGGAAGAACGGAGGAAAGGAGAGCACAGUCCGGGCGUUUCCCAGUGUUUCAGUGAAGUAAUGGAUAACUCCAGCAAUGGCAUCCCACAAAUCACAUACAACGGUCGGGGCGCAUCACUGUGACAUGCUAGUGUGUGUGUGUCCCUUUGAUGACUUUGAACUCUCUGUAGGAAUGGCGCUACGGGGCUGAUGGCCAUCUGUAGGACAUUUCCUGCACACAGCAAGCCAUCGGAUACAUUAUGCUACUGUGGCAAGGGAGAGAUCAUCUCUGCAGACUGAGCACCAAUCAGCAUUCAGGGACAGGAUGCUUCAGGAGGGUUCAUUAUUGAGUACAGAGCAUUUUAUCAGUGAGCACAGAAUAUGCAUGCAACUUUUACUCCAUUUCUCUCCCAUAUUAUCCCUUUUUCUUCCUUUUAUGCAUUCCUCCUGCAUCUCUACAUUAUCCCUACUGAUUAUGGGUUAUGGGAAUGAUCUCGGAAUCUGUCUCAAAAAUUUGUCAUGUACGGCAUAAUGAAUGCUCGGACCUCGAAUAUACAAAAUGCACAAUGUAUACAAAAUGCUUGUAUAAGAGAUUAAUUUAUUGAUUACGAGUAUUUUUAUAUAGAGGCUUCAUAUAAAAAUGAAAUUAAA